GGUACCUCUCCAGGUUCGUGGAGCAGAAGCUUGUUGUGAGUCACCUCUGCGGCUCCGGACGCAACAAAACUGUAUAAAUCAUCAGGUACACUUCAUUAUGUGCAUGUAGGUUUAAUUCAUUCGCUUCAAUCGGUUUAUUUGUCCCUUGAGGAAGGAGGAAGACGAACACUGCGAUUAAUGGCUCUGAUUUUAGUCACUUUCAUUUUGGCGUUCACCGGGAACACUUUACUAGCAGAUGGUCAGACGUGUGUGGAUGGGAGUGUCUUCAAGGAGCAGGUGCUCUAUGUGGGGCAGCAGGAGCCCCCAUACCAGCUGAUCUGCCCUCUGCAGCCACAGAGCCCCCCCUUGCCCAGGCUGACCUGGCAGAAGGAUUGCCAGCCGCUCCCCGUCCCGGAAGGGAAGGACUAUCUGGAGUUUGCCAGCCUCAGCCCGGAAGACCAGGGGAAUUACACCUGUAUGCAACAGGGCAACAGCACGUCCUCAUUCACUAUUCGCCUCAUAGUUGAGGAGUCACGGUGCUCCAAAGACCCAGAAUUUAAGCUAAAUGAGGACAGUCACUGGGAGGAUAUAGGAUCCACGGUGACACUGAACUGCACAGCUCUUCUCUUCUGGGAGCCGACAGAAGAGCACUGUGACACCACGCUGCAGUGGAAUAAAGACCACUUUCCCCUCCCCAAUUACACACAUUACUUGCUGAAUACCUCCUCAUGGUCUCCUGCAGCCGGCCAGCUGAUAGUAACCAGUCUACUGGAGAUCAACCUGAAGGAGUCUGAUGAUUUUGGGCUGUACAUCUGCACAGUUAGGAACUUUUCCUCUCUAUUCAGGGUGGGGCAAUACAAUUUUAUUUCAUGUGGUGGACACGGCCCCAACCACGUACUUCCUGUUCUCGCCGCCAUCAUCCUCCUCCUGCUCCUGGCUGUCGCUGCUGUUGUGUACUCCAGGUGUCACCUGAACAUCAAACUCUGGUACAAGAAUUCAUAUGGAGACUAUGAACUCAGUGAUGGAAAAUUAUUUGACGCCUACAUCUCCUAUGUGAACAAUGACCACGACAGGAAGUUUGUUAACUUCAUUCUUAAACCUCACCUGGAGAAUAAAAAUGUGUACAAAGUGCACCUCAAUGACAACGCAAUCCUACCUGGCUCAGAACCUUCUGCAGAGCUGUUGAUGAACUUGAGUCGCUCUCGGCGUCUGAUCGUGUUGCUCUCUCAUGCUUACCUUGAGCAGGACUGGUGCUGCAAUAACUUCAGACAGGGUCUUCUGCACCUGUUGGAGUUGUGUCAGCAGCCAAUCCUCAUCCUGUUGGAGGGUCAGUCUAAACGCAUGAGGCCUGAGAUCAAACAGCUGCUCAGUGAUCACCAGCACCGCCUCACCAUACUCACCUGGAAGCACAACUCUGUGACUCCUUCCUCAAUCUUCUGGAAGGAGCUGGCCUUAGCGAUGCCUCGUAGAGUCUUCUUCCGAAACUCGUCUGCCUGCGAACCUCAGACCUUGCUACACAAUGACAAGGACCCCAUGCUGACCCUCGACUCUAACUACCGGGACUCAAACUCAGACACUGACCCUGCUGGAGAUCUGGGGCUUCGCCUUCCCAUGUACAAGGCUCUGGCCUCUAAAGCUCCUGUCUUGCCCGUCGCUCACAUCCCUGCAGUCGAACCCAAACCCACGGACAUCGACGUGUCGGACCUGGGAUCACGCAACUAUGGAGCACGCUCAGACUUCUACUGUCUGGUCACUGAGGAGGACAUUUGAUCAAAACCCCCCACUUCUACUGAUCUCUUACAAUGAACUCUACUUGUGCAUUGCUUUAUUGUUACCUAAGUCAAUAUGGGAAAUAUGUGUGUCUUUUAAAGUGUUGUGUUUAAUCAAACAGUUACUUCUUUUACCUUGUUUUUUGUAUUUACCGAAAAUGUUUAAGAUUUUUAUAUUUUUGUUUACUGUUGUAAAAUACAAAAUGACAAACUGUACAAGUUAUUAUCUGCUGUAUUUGUGUGAUUCAGGGAUAGAAGUUUCAUUUCACUGCUUUGAUCGCUCAUAAAGUCACCAGCAGAGGGCCGAGUAUUGUCAGAUAAAUUGAAGGGAUUUUGCCUUUCAAGCAGUUUUUUGAAAGAUGACAGCUGAUGGUAGACAGAGAUUGGGGAUAGAGAAAAAAUAAAUGUAGCAAAGUCUUUAAUUAUAACCCAUGACAUGUCUCUGUGCAUGUCACCUGAAGCAGGGCAAUGCUCAUGACUGAUAUUUCUGUACAUAUGGGAGCUUUGUGUGUUUAAUGUAAAAACAAUAACAACACAGCAAUAAUGCUAAUAAAGCAGUUUGACAAAAA
Molecule: messenger RNA, 2317 nt
Organism: Eleginops maclovinus (Patagonian blennie)
Lineage: Eukaryota; Metazoa; Chordata; Actinopteri; Perciformes; Eleginopidae
Gene: sigirr
Product: single immunoglobulin and toll-interleukin 1 receptor (TIR) domain
Exons: 10
Coding region: 178-1749 (523 amino acids)
Biological process (GO): signal transduction
Source: RefSeq, a predicted model, not a curated record